AUGCUCUACACAAUGAGAUGUUGGCUCCUGGUCCUGGUCCUUCACCUCGUCAUUGCCCCCCCUGCCCGCGGCGAGUGUGCCCCGCAGAUCAAGUCGGUGGUGUGUCACCGCAAGCGGCUCACCUCCAUCCCCGAGGGCAUCCCCACCGAGACCAAGAUCCUGGAGCUCAAUAAGAACCGCAUCCGCUGCCUGAACCCGGGGGACCUCUCCCCAUACCCGCUGCUGGAGGAGCUAGACUUUAGCGAGAACAUCAUCUCCAAUGUGGAGCCAGGCGCCUUCAGCAACCUGUUCAACCUGCAGACCCUGCGGCUCCGGGGGAACCAGCUCAAGCUCAUCCCCCCGGGGGUCUUCACCAAACUGACCAACCUCACCCUCCUGGACAUCAGUGAGAACAAACUCGUCAUCCUGCUGGACUACAUGUUCCAGGACCUGCGAAACCUGAAGAGCCUGGAGGUGGGUGAUAAUGACUUGGUGUACAUCUCCCAGCGGGCCUUCUCGGGGCUCCUUGGUCUGGAACAAUUGACCAUCGAGAAGUGCAACCUGACCUCCAUCUCAGCCGAGUCACUUUCCUACCUCCAGAACCUGGAGGUGCUGCGGCUCCGGCACCUCAGCAUCUCUGCGCUGGAGGACCAAAACUUCAAGAAGCUCUACAACCUCCUGCAGCUGGAGAUCGACAACUGGCCGCUGCUGGAAGACAUCUCCCCCACCAGCUUUCAGGGCCUGAACCUCACCUCUCUCUCCAUCACCUACACCAACAUCACAGCCGUGCCCGCCACUGCCUUGAGGAGCCUGGUGUACCUCCGGUACCUGAACCUAUCCUACAACCCCAUUAGCACUGUGCUGAAGGGCUCCUUUAAAGACCUCAUCCGGCUCCAGGAGCUCCACAUUGUGGGUGCUCUCCUGGUGUCUGUGGAACCACAGGCUUUCUCCGGCUUGAGACAAAUCCGGCUGCUCAACCUCUCCAGCAACUUUCUCUCCACACUGGAGGAGAGCACCUUCCACUCCGUCAACACGCUGGAGACGCUGCGGGUGGACAGGAACCCGCUGGCCUGCGACUGCCGCCUCCUCUGGAUCCUGCAGCGGCGGAAGACGCUCAACUUCGACGGGCAGCAGCCCAUGUGCUCGUCACCACCCGAAAUUCAGGGCAAUGCCCUGCGUGACUUCCCGGACUCCGUGCUCUUUGAGUACUUCACCUGCCAGAAGCCCAAGAUAAAGGAUCGGAAGCUGCAGCACGUGACAGCCCGGGAAGGACAGUCCGUGUCCUUCCUCUGCCGGGCGGAUGGGGAGCCAGACCCCUCCAUUGCCUGGGUGUCCCCCCAGCACCGCAUGAUCACCACCCGCAGCACAGGGCGGGUGACCGUGCUGCCUGGGGGCACUCUGGAGAUCCGCUUUGCCCAGAUGCAGGACAGUGGCACCUACAUCUGCAUCGCCAGCAACGCCGGUGGCAAUGACACCUACUUCGCCACCCUGACGGUCAAGGGGCGCCUGAACGACGGCUCCCACUACGCCAACCGGACUUUGUACCUCAGCGAGUUCAACGACACCUCUCACAAUGACACGCAAGUCUUCUUGAAGUUUACGUUGGACCUCAAGACCAUCCUGGUCUCCACGGCCAUGGGCUGCAUCACCUUCCUUGGCGUGGUGCUCUUCUGCUUCCUCCUCCUCUUUGUCUGGAGCCGGGGCCGAGGGCAGCACAAGAACAACUUCUCAGUGGAGUACUCCUUUCGCAAGGUGGAUGGUCCCACCACCACCACCGGCCAAGGAGGAGCCAGGAAGUUCAACAUGAAGAUGAUCUGA
Nestor notabilis (Kea) is the source of this 1797-nucleotide messenger RNA. RefSeq names its product leucine rich repeat and Ig domain containing 3 (gene LINGO3). The record is from RefSeq and is a predicted model, not a curated record. Gene Ontology annotation, cellular component: extracellular matrix. Gene Ontology annotation, molecular function: protein binding. NCBI's taxonomy places the organism in Eukaryota, Metazoa, Chordata, Aves, Psittaciformes, Psittacidae.